GCCAUAAGGUUAAUUUAUUGAAUCACCCAGACGAACGAAUGCACUCAUCGCCUGCUGGGUGUAAAAGCAGAGAUUUAUCACCUACCCCAGUGCGUGUGUGCGUAAUCACUACUAUGCUAUCAUUAUCCCGUCGCUGGCUUGCAGGGAAAAACCGGUUCGGACAAAGAAAGGGUUGGUUAACCCGCAGUGGACAGCGAUCUGCAGCCUGACGCCUGCGCUGCCUGACGCCUGCGCUAUGUGUGUGUGGUGUGUUGUGUGAGGAUUGAACAUCAUCUGUUUUGGGGUUUACUGCAGACGUUUGCUUGGUGGGGGCAUGAGUGACGAGGUUUAACAGAGGGAGACACAAAGCCGCAUCUAUUGCAACACAUUGCCUCCCCGAAGGAUCUGCGCAGCAUGUAACGGGGCCGUGUGGCUCUGCGACACGGUAUGCGUUUAAAUAGGUGACAUCCACACACGUGUACACACACACACACACGUGUGUGCGUACAGUACUGCACGUGGACACAUACAGUAAGACGACGUUCACACACGGGAACGCGCAUUCGGAGGCAGCGCAGUGUACAGAAACAAGGACUGCACGUACAAAUGCAGAACACACACACGCGCACCGCAUCGAUUAGUGAAUUGCAUUAGAACGAUAGAUUCGGCAACGUUGAAUGUAUCUACGCUCGUACGUACAUAAAUACACGUACAAUCAGUUCAGGUGGAAUACAGCACGCAUGGCCGUGCGUAACACGAUCAUCGAACGAGAGAGACGAGGAGCCGUGAUGUUAUCGAAUACACCGAACGACAGAUCAUCCGUUCAGCUGCGUAGACUUAUUGGCAAGUACUGUUAACACACGUACGUAACCUACACAUAAAAUAACACGCAUACUGCUUUCUAUACGUACACACGUACCCUUGUGUCGAUACAUAGACGCAUAAACGCACACACAUAAACAGCGCACACCACACACAUACCGACCGGCGUCCAGCUCUCUGCUAAGCGGUGAGCACAAUGAAUGGAGGUCGGCGUUUAGGCGUAUCGGCACUUCUUAUGAGCGUGGCCACUGUGAGCCUCAUCGUCAUCAUCACCACCUCGUCUCCCGGGUCAGCGAUCGGCGACGACGACCGCCGCGAAGGGGGAGACGUGGCCGCGACAGGGGCCGGUGGAGCAGAAGGGUCUCCGGGCACACGCCAGGGCCCCUUCGCUCCUACGCCGUGCCCGACCACAUGGAGUCCUCAAAGUGUCUCCCCGUCGCACCGCAAGGGCUUCACGGUGGUCUCCCUUCACUGGGACCACGUUCAGGAGCCGUACGUCAUCGCUGUGUGGAUACUCGUGGCCAGCCUGGCAAAAAUUGCCUUCCACCUGUCCAGCAGAGUGACCUCGGUGGUCCCGGAGAGCUGCCUGCUCAUCGUGCUGGGCAUUGUCCUGGGCGGAGUGGUGUGGGGCUCCAGCCGCUACGCCGAGUUCACGCUCACGCCCACGGCCUUCUUCUUCUACCUGCUGCCGCCCAUCGUGCUCGACGCCAGCUACACCAUGCCCAACCGGCUGCUGUUCGACAACCUGGGCACCAUCCUGGUGUACGCCGUGGUGGGCACCCUGUGGAACGCGGCCGCCACUGGUCUCUCGCUGUACGGCGCUCACCUCGUGGGGGCUCUGGGCCCCCUGCGAGCGAACCUGCUCGACUACCUGCUCUUUGGCAGCCUCAUCGCGGCCGUGGACCCCGUGGCGGUGAUCGCCGUGUUCGAGGAGGUGCACGUCAACGAGGUGCUCUUCAUCAUCGUCUUCGGGGAGUCGCUGCUCAACGACGCCGUCACCGUGGUUUUAUACAAAGUGUUUGACACUUUUGUGGAAGUUGGUGCCGAAAAUAUACAGACUGUGGAUUACAUGAAAGGAUUUGCCUCGUUCCUCGUGGUGAGCCUGGGCGGCACGGCGGUCGGAGUCGUGUUCGCCUUCAUGCUGUCGCUCGUCACGCGCUGCACCAAGCACGUGCACGCCAUCGAGCCGGGCUUCGUCUUCCUCUUCGCCUACCUCGCCUACCUCUCCGCCGAGAUGCUCUCGCUCUCCGCCAUCCUCGCCAUCACGUUCUGUGGGAUCUGCUGCAAGAAGUACGUGGAUGCCAACAUUUCGGUGCAGUCACAGACGACCAUCAAGUUCACCAUGAAGAUGCUGGCGAGCGGCGCCGAGACAAUCAUCUUCAUGUUCCUGGGCAUCUCGGCCGUGGACACCCACAAGUGGACCUGGAACACCGCCUUCAUACUGCUCACGCUCAUCUUCGUCUCUGUCUACCGCGUCAUAGGUGUGGUGGCGCUCACCUGGCUGCUCAACCGCUUCCGCAUGGUGCCGCUGGGCUCCAUCGAGCAGGCGGUGAUGUCGUACGGCGGCCUGCGCGGCGCCGUCGCCUUCGCGCUCGUGGCGCUCCUCGACGAGGGCCACGUGCCCGAGAAGCGCCUCUUUGUCAGCGCCACCAUCAUCGUCGUCUUCUUCACCGUCAUCGUGCAGGGUCUGACCAUCAAGCCGCUCGUCAAGUGGCUGAAGGUGAAGAGGAGCGAGGAGCGAGAGCCGACGCUGACCGAGGAGCUGCACGAGAGAGCAUUUGACCACAUUCUCGCGGCCGUUGAGGAUGUGGCUGGAGAGUACGGGCAUCACUACUGGAGGGACAAGUUCGAGCAGUUUGACAAGCGGCACCUGAGCCGCCUGCUGAUGCGGCAGUCCGCCCGGCGGAACAAGAGCGAGAUCUGGGACGUUUAUCACCGACUCAACAUCCAGGAUGCCAUCAGCUUCGUGGAUCAGGGAGAGCGGAGUGGCUCUUUGGCAUUUAUUCGCACGCCGAGCGGGGAUAAGAUGAGCAGCGUCAACUUCUCCAUGGCUCGGCUCCAGGCUCCCGAGGCUUCGAUCAGCAACAUGCUGAGGGAGAACAGCAGCUGCGUGUGCUUGGACAUGCAGGCGGUGGAAGCCGGCCGUAAGAGUGUGCGCGACCGGGAGGACAUCGUCACUCACCGCAUGCUCCAGGAGAACCUGUAUCGACCGCCGCGCAGGCACAAGCACAAGUACGGCCGCUACACGCUGGCCGGCCAGAGCGAGCAGGAUCGGCAGGAGACAGAGAUAUUCCAGAGGACCGUGCGCAAGCACCUAAGCGCCUUUGCGAGCAGCCGACACUGUGUGCAGGGCAAGGCGAAGGCAAAGGGCUGCAAGAAGAAAGCGGGAGACAGAGUGGCCAAUGGAAAGCCGCCAUCUACCAGGAUGAAACAUUCAGUCAGUUGGAUAGACACAGCAGUGGACUCAGAAGAGGACUCUGACGAAGAUGAAGGGAUCACGUUCGUGGCCAAAGGGUGCCACCAAAUCCUGAAGGACAUCAAAAACGGUUCGGUGCCGAUGGCCAGCAGCCCCCGGGAGCAGCCGCCCUCUCCGCCGACGCUGUUCGAGCGGGAGCCGCCCUGGCGAGCGCCGGCCCCUCACGGGCAGCUCUCGCCGACGGCCGAAGCCGCCGUGGCCGCCGUGGUGUCGGAGAGCGCCGGCAAGACGGUGCCCACCUGGCAUCAGAGCUUCUCGUCCUCCAUCGAGAGCCUCAACGGCGCCAAGCCGCCGCCGCCGCCGCCGCUAGCCGUCGGCCCUCGCCCAGACCCACGGGCGGUGCCGGCGCGUCCCGACGGCGACCCCGAGGACGAGGAGGGCGACGGCGCCGUGGAGCGGCAGGAGCGGCAGCCGCUGAUGGCGCCGGAGGGCUGCCAGGCGCAGCGAGCGGCGGGCGCGCACCAGUGGCGCUGCCGCCGCUCGCCGAGGACACGACGGGGGGGGGCCCUCCCGGUGGUGCCGGCCGCGGCGCCGGCGGACAAGGCCAGCGGUGAGCACGAGACGGUGCUGUGAUCGACGCCGCGGAGCCGACGGGAGACGCUGGCGCCCGUGGGCUCCCCGCGGGAGUCGGGCGCAGGCAGCGUGUUUGCGGUUUCACGUCUGCGGCGAUUUUGGUUAAUGGGCAACGUCGUGUAGAAGAGGGGUGGAUUGAAAGUGCCGUGCAGUCGAGUUUUGUUGGUUUUAUUAUUGACAUCUAGCAGAGUUUGCAGACUGAGUUAUUAAUUGCAGGAGCACAAUGAUAAUUAAUGUGUUGGGUUGCAUUCGAAUCUGUCAAUAUAUGUAUGCAAAAUUACUUUGUCACUGUAGUAAUACUUACGACACAUUUAUAUUCAAAUCAAGAUUGUAGUAAUACUAAUAAUAACGUACAUCGCUCUCUCUGCUCCUGGAUCAAAUCUCCCCGUGCCAUUUUAGUCAUUGAGGUUGUCUGAUCAUACUUCGCCACGCUGGUUUGGUGAUGAUGGGAGGACAGGAGCAGUACAUAUACAUUUCACUCACCACUGAUGUUAACCGUGGCCGGGAGUCAAACUCAGGUCACGAGGCUUAUAGUAUAGUCUGCUGCCCUCUUUAUUUAUAAUACACGCACACACAUAAUAAACACACACAUAUGCGUGUGUUUAUAUGAAUGCAGUAAACAUGAACACAGCAUAUGUUUUGCAUCUGUAUGCUAUAUAUUCUGAAUGCUCAUAAUGUAUAUAUGUGUUUUAAAGAAAACAUAUUUUGAAAAGGUUUCAGCCAAUAUGGUUAUUACAUGAUGCUUUUUCGACUAUUACUUUAAAAGUAACUAGAGGUAAGGUUAACAUUUACGUUUAGACAGUACCGUGCACAAUGUAUCACCUUUGAAUGUACAUUGUAUUUGCUUUACGAUAAAUUCCUGGCCCCCUGUCGGUUCUCUUAACAUAGUGCCUUAGCAAUACACUUACAAUGUGACUCGUUACAAUAGUGUCAGAUCGUGAACUGCUCACUCGGCAAUUGUCGUUUGUAGAAUGCGCCGUGUGAUGUUGGAGGUUCGGAUGUUAACUGCGGGAAUGGUCCGUUGAUAUCCGGUGACUCAUAUUCUUUGGGUCUUUCGGUAAAGUCACGUAGAUUGGUUCAAAUAAAAUAACAGAAAUCAAAAAAAUGACGACCGCUUUCGUUGCGAUCGAAACGUCGUAGUUUUUUUGUUAUUUUUUUUCUUGGAACCUAUCUACGUGACUUUACCGAAAGACCCAAAGAAUAUGAAUUCCUGUCGUCACGAAAGCUUUACGUCAAGAUUUAUCCGGUGACUCGUUCAACACGCUCUCAAGGUUUUUAAUUUGUGGCUUUGGUAAACGCACACAUUGUGAAACUCCGCGAUGGUAAAUCUGUAUUUUAUUAAAAGCCCUUUUGGGUUUUUUUUCUUCGACAUUCAUCAAUUGGCAGACAAAACAAACUAAGCGACGUACAUUGGCAUCCAGCCUGCCACAGCGUUCUGAAAUAUCUUAUUGCACGCAUUCGCUGUGCGUAAAACUUUUUUUUUCAUAAUAAAGGUUUUUGGGUUAGAUCGCGUAAGUAUAAAUGUGUCGUAACCCUCCACCACCCGACACGGCCAGCAAGGUUUGUUGCAUAAACAAAACGCGCCAAUUAGUUACUACUUCAGCCCACCGGUGUGUUGGAGAGUAAAUCCACAACACUUACAAUUUGAGUACGACGUUUCGCUGGUAAUUACAUCCAGCAUCAUCGGGCGAUUUGCCAGAAUCGUUAAGCAAUAUCUUACAGAACUCGAUGGUUGUAGCUGACUGGGUAAGGAUGUUGAACUUUUUUCGCACGGCCCGUAGCCAUCCGUGCUAAUUCGGCGGUGCGGGUAAGAGCAUAUGUGAAACUAAAACCUCGGGUUUUGUUUCUGGCCAAGAAACAACAACAUUUAUCUCAAUCAAUUGUGAGUCAAUUUCAAAACAAAGAGCUAGCCGCUACCUAAACACGAGCACAUGCAACAUGGCACCACACACACACACAUUGCAGCUCUAUACCGCAAUACGUUAUCAUUUAGAAUUAAACCUCGGCGUGGUUGUGAAAAUCGUUGUAACGGAAUUGUCGGGCCAAGUGGGAGGUUGCUGACAGACGUAAAAUAAAGUGAAUGGCAAACGCAACGUCUGCUGGUGUUGUGGUCGUGCCAGAAACGAGAAAGCCACUGCCAGACUUGCUAAUGUCUAAUGACC
Messenger RNA from Lethenteron reissneri (Far Eastern brook lamprey), 6012 nucleotides. Its product is annotated as sodium/hydrogen exchanger 3-like. The record is from RefSeq and is a predicted model, not a curated record. Gene Ontology annotation, cellular component: brush border membrane; apical plasma membrane; plasma membrane. Gene Ontology annotation, biological process: regulation of intracellular pH; sodium ion import across plasma membrane; potassium ion transmembrane transport. NCBI's taxonomy places the organism in Eukaryota, Metazoa, Chordata, Hyperoartia, Petromyzontiformes, Petromyzontidae. Gene Ontology annotation, molecular function: potassium:proton antiporter activity; sodium:proton antiporter activity.